Messenger RNA from Cimex lectularius (bed bug), 2924 nucleotides. It is a transcript of the gene slpr, whose product is annotated as mitogen-activated protein kinase kinase kinase 9. Lineage: Eukaryota; Metazoa; Arthropoda; Insecta; Hemiptera; Cimicidae. The record is from RefSeq and is a predicted model, not a curated record. Gene Ontology annotation, biological process: protein phosphorylation. The coding region runs from base 268 to 2490 and encodes 740 amino acids. The transcript is spliced from 11 exons. Gene Ontology annotation, molecular function: protein binding; JUN kinase kinase kinase activity; ATP binding.
UUCAAAAUGGUGGUAGUGUUUUUGUGUUGAUUUCGUUUGUGUCAGAUUCGCAGUCGGUCCCUUUUUUCUACCUCGACCCUUUCCGAUUCGAUCCGCAUCCGUCACCUGGGAGGGAGGAUGACACGCUGAUCCGUCGAUGAUACCGAGCCGCAUUCGAAACGACGAUAUUUUGUUACAGAUGAGCGAGUCGAAAACGGAUUUCGAUUUUCGACGUACGGAUAACGAUUCGGGCCUGGGUGGAUUUAAUAUCCAUCCCUCAGAUAACGAAUGCCUCCCUCGUUGACGUCGAUGGACCACUCGAGGACCGGAUUCGACGAUGACGUUUACGCGAGGACAUCGACUCAAAACAGCCUGAACAGUUCGCCCCAUUCGAGUUACAGUUACAGGAACAGUCCGGGCUACAUCAACCACGAAUACCAAGAUGGAGCAAUGCCCCUCUGCACGGCGACCUACGACUACAAGAGCAACGGCGAGGACGAGCUCACCCUCCGGAGAGGGGACAUCGUCCAGGUGCUCUCCAAAGACUCGAAGGUCUCCGGGGACGAAGGUUGGUGGACGGGCAAGAUCGGUAAGAGGGUCGGAAUAUUCCCGUCCAACUUCGUGGCGGAGGAGAGCGAGCUGAACAGCGCAUUCAGCCGGAUCCGGCCGACUGAGAUCGACUUCAACGAGCUCAAAUUGGAAGAAGUGAUCGGGGCCGGAGGCUUCGGGAAAGUCUACCGGGGUGUCUGGGGCGACGUCGAGGUGGCCGUGAAGGCGGCGAGGCACGGGCCCGGCGAGGACACGGAGACCGUCCUGGAAAACGUGAUGCAGGAGGCGAAGCUCUUCUGGCUCCUCAAACACGAGAACAUCGUCGGCCUCAAAGGCGUCUGCACGAAAGGGUCCAACCUAUGCCUCGUGAUGGAAUACGCGAGAGGAGGCUCACUCAACCGUGUUCUCACGGGGAAAAAGAUCCGCCCGGACGUCCUCGUCCACUGGGCCAUACAGAUUGCAAGGGGCAUGGAGUACCUGCAUAACGGAGCCCCCAUCUCCCUCAUCCAUCGCGACCUCAAAUCAUCUAAUGUGUUGAUAGCGGAACCUAUCGAUGGUAACAAUCUACAGUUCAAAACAUUGAAAAUAACUGACUUUGGGUUGGCACGAGAAGUGUACACUACUACCAGAAUGUCAGCAGCAGGCACAUAUGCUUGGAUGGCUCCAGAAGUUAUUAAAUCAUCUACAUUUUCCAAAUCGAGUGAUGUUUGGAGUUUUGGUGUUGUUCUUUGGGAGCUUUUAACUGGUGAAGCUCCUUAUAAGGAUAUUGAACCUUUAACGAUAGCUUAUGGAGUCGCUUCAAACCAUCUAAAGCUUCCUAUUCCAAGUACUUGCCCGAUAGAAUGGAAAAGACUUAUGGAAGCCUGCUGGGAGACAGACUCGCACAAAAGACCUUCAUUUGAACAUAUUCUCCAGCGACUUGAUUCCAUUGUGCAAUCAGGAUUUACCAAAACGCCAUACGAAAGCUUCCACACAAUGCAAGACAAAUGGAGGCUUGAAAUCGAUAAAGUACUUAAGGACAUCCGAAAUAAAGAGAGUGCCUAUCGCUCUAAAGAGGAGGAGUUACAAUGUCGAGAAGAGGAGCUGAAUCGUGAAAAGAUGAAGCAAACUAUGAUGGAGAAACAACUGCAACAAAAAGAGCAGAUGCUGCAAGCAAAAGAAUUUGAACUGCUCACAAGGGAACUUCAUAUUCAUUUACUCAUGGAUAUGCAGAGCACCCCCACACCAAACAGGAGGAAGGGGAAAUUCAAAAGUUCAAUGCUUAAAGCCAUGAAAAGAGAGCCAGGCCAGAAAAUAAGUUCUCCUUCUGAUUUUAGGCACAAAUUUACUGUACAACCGCCGCACCACUCAAUAAGCCCUCCUCUUUCACCGAAUAGUCAUAGAAUGAAAGCCAUACCCUUGAAAGGAGGAGAAUCAAAAGGUAAGACGUGGGGACCUAGCUCAAUCCAUCAGAAGUCAAGAAACCGCCAAAGACCACAAGCCACAUCAGUUGGCGGUACUCCUGUUGAAACGAGAAAUCCAAAAUUUAGCUGCUCAGCUCCAGAUUUGGAAAAACAAACUCAUCAAGAUUGGAGUCCAGCUGGAGCAAUGAAUGGCGAAACUAGGCUCUCACCUUUUAAAGUUGCCUUGUAUAACAUGUCAGCUAUGCUAGCAUGUAUUGGGUUAGGUCCCGAUUUAAGGAACUUGGAUAAAAAUAAAUCAUUCGAAGAAGUAGAAGAAAUUAAUCACUCGAUGAAUUACAGCGCUGGUUACUUUAAUGUUACAAAUAGUCCAGUACAUGGUCACAACACUUACCAUGGUAGAGUUACACAUUCGAGGCCACCGAUUUCCACCUUUGCCCAGUCUCCCACAUAUGAAAGGAGACCAUCUGAUGCUUAUUAUUUACAAGAGAGUAGCAGUGAAGAUUUGACUUUUCAUUCUGGGAAGGACAACAGCCACCGAGUUCGUUUUACACAUCAGUAGUACUAUUGACCAGCUGUACAGAUUAAGGUUUAUCAAAGAAUUAAAGAAGAAUUUAAAUAAAUUGUAAGAAGAAAAAUCAUAUAGACUGAGACAAACUUUCUCAAUAUCUAAAAAAAAAUUUAAAGAACGAGUUGUAAAGGUUAUAAUGUACAUUCCUUUAGAAGAAGAAAUGACAAGACGAUAAAAAUGGCUUCAUCUGUGAUUUUGUAUCAAAAAAGAAGAUUAUAAAAAUUUAUUAGUGUUCCCGCUAAAAUUGAUUAAUUGAUACUUAACUAUUUCCAUCACCAAUGGCAAUCAAUUAUCUAUUUUUAUGACAGCAGCUUUCGUAACAGUAUUUCUAGCCAAACACCAGUGAAACCGUUAUUAAGAAGAGUACUAUUUAAGUUUUUAUUUUUAUGAAAGGUUUGUGUUUAUAUUUAUUCUUUAUUUUGUUU